AUGUCAACUCCCCCAACACACGUUCCUUCACCAAAACCUCAAAAGAGAAAAUACCCAUCGCCAUCACCUUCACCAUCACCUUCGAAACGCAUACUGCCAAAUUCAUCCUCACUUUCCUCUAGCUCAAUACGCUUGCCUCCACGAACCAAUAAUCACAACCAAACAUCAUUGUUAUCGCCGACCGCAAGUUCGAACGCAUUACCGCCGAGCAAGCGGAUAAAAUCAGAUGACUCAGUAAGAGAAGAUAGCGGGGUUCAUAUUGACGAUAAAGAGAGUGAUAGACGAUUGGGAAUAGCACGAAUUGGGACUGGGCCUGGAAAAAAGAAAAACGCGGGAAAGGUUGGAGGAGAAGGAAACGUCACAGAAAAAGGUGAAAAAGUGAAAUCAACUAAAUCGAGUGGAAUGGAAAGAAUAUCUUCUUCAUCUCCCAAGACAAAGCUCUCCUUGUCAUCUCCACUUGCUUCGUCUUUUCCGCAAGGACAGCAAUCUAAUGACCUGGAAAUAGUUCCGUAUCGGAGUUUAAGUUCAAGCUUUGAGGAUGAACAGGACGAAAAAGUCAAAAGUGAAGCUAGUGAUGGUGAGGUGAAAAAGGUUGGAAACGGCACAAUACGUAAUGGGGUUAAUAAUCGGACAAUGGGAGGGACGAGCAGCACUGACGAUCACAGCGAUUGUCCUUCAACUCCAGUGAAACCCAAACAACGUCAAAACUCAAAGAGAUCACUCAACACUUCGACUUCUGCAAAAAAUUCAUCACGAUUAUCAUUAAAACCAUCUCAUUCCUUACCAAAAAAUUCGACAUCUCGAGUGUCAGUGUCUCCACCUGUUCGAGAACGUACGGCUGUAAUGGAAGAACGAGAAGGUCUAAUUAAAAUGUGUAUGGUUCGGAAUGAUGAUUCUGAAGAAAGUUUGGUUUUACUGACAGGGUUAAAAUGUGUGUUUCAAAAUCAACUGCCAAAGAUGCCGAAAGAGUAUAUUACGCGAUUGGUUUAUGAUCACGACCAUCAAAGUCUAGCACUAAUAAAACCUCACCCGGAUAUAUAUAAAAUAAAAAUAGUCGGCGGUGUUACAUUUCGUCAGUUUCCUUCACAGAAGUUUGCUGAAAUUGUUUUCUGUGCGGUUAAUUCCAUGGAACAGGUCAAGGGAUAUGGCAGUCAUUUGAUGAAUCAUCUCAAAGAUUGGAUCAUAAAAAGAACUCCCGUCGAAUAUUUCUUGACGUACGCUGACAAUUAUGCGGUUGGGUUUUUUAAGAAGAAUGGAUUUACUACAGAAAUAUCAUUUCCAGAAAGCAUGUGGAGAGGAUAUAUCAAAGAUUAUGAUGGAGCAAACAUAAUGCAGUGCCAAUUAAUAAAGAAAGUUGAAUAUCUUAAAACUGACGAAUUAUUAUCGAAACAGAAAGAAGCAAUACGAGAACGCGUAUUCUCCAAACUGGAUCAUGAUCUGCCGACGUAUAAUGGAUUGUCUUUUAGUAAAAAUGGAAAGAAAGAUCCAAUGGAAAUUCCCGGGCUGAAGGAAUCAGGUUGGACACCCGAGAUGGAUAAGAACGCUAGAACGGGCAAACGUCCGAGUCAUUACGCAGGAAUGGUUUCUUUGUUAGAUGAACUUAAAAAACAUAACUCAUCGUGGCCGUUCCAAAAGCCAGUAGAUCCAGAAGAGGUACCUGACUAUUAUACUGUCAUUACGAACCCUAUGGACUUGUCCACUAUUGAUCGCAAGAUAAAAGCAAACAAUUAUAAAACAGUCAAAGACUUUGAAGAUGAUGUGCGGAAAAUAUUCAAGAACUGUAGAGUGUACAAUGCAGAGGGGACUUCUUAUGUUAAGCUCUACACUUUUCUCACUCGUGGCGAAUAA
This is a messenger RNA of Paraglomus occultum, 1848 nucleotides long. The record is from the annotation of a GenBank genome assembly. NCBI's taxonomy places the organism in Eukaryota, Fungi, Glomeromycota, Glomeromycetes, Paraglomerales, Paraglomeraceae.